AUGUCUCAUAAUGUUCCUAUCAAAUAAGUUUGAUCCUCUCAAACCAUUCUAUAUAAAUAAGAAAGUAUUGUUCUUUCUGUUCCUCCAUCAUCACCAUGACUAGAAAGAAGGUGAAACUAGCCUAUAUAGUCAACGACUCAGCGAGGAAGGCGACAUUCAAGAAAAGGAAGAAAGGUCUAAUGAAAAAGGUUAGUGAGCUUAGUACCCUUUGCGGAAUUGAUGCUUGUGCUAUAAUUUACAGCCCUUACGAAUCUCAACCCGAGGUUUGGCCAUCAUCAAUAGGAGUCCAAAGGGUGCUUUCAAAGUUCCGAAGAAUGCCAGAAUUGGAACAAAGCAAAAAGAUGGUGAAUCAAGAGAGUUUUUUGAGGCAGAGGAUUCAAAAGGUGAAAGAUCAAUUAACAAAACAAAGAAAAGAUAAUCGAGAAAAAGAAAUGACUCAAUUAAUGUUUCAAUAUCUUGGUGAUGAUAAAACUAUGCAAAAUAUAAGUAUGCUUGAUUUGAACGAUAUGGCAUGGUUGAUUGAUCAAUAUUUGAAAGAUAUUAAUAGAAGGGUUGGAAUGUUGAGUAAGAAUGGUCAAGGUCAAUCUCAAAUGGUAGCACCAACAAUGGUGACUAAUGGUGUGGCUAAGAUUGAAGAUAGUGGACAAGGGAGUUAUGGUAGUCAUGUUUUGGAUAUGAAUAUGGAUGUUAUGCAAAACCAUCAUUGGUUUAUGAAUUUGAUGAAUAAUAGUGUUGGUGAUGAGGCACCACCUCCUUUGGGAGAUGUUAAUCAACAAAAUGGAUUUUGGCCAAAUCCAUUUUUUCAUUGAAGAAUCAUUUGUUGUUUACCAUUGUGUUUUGAAAAUAAGUGACCUUGGAUUGAUCCAUGGUCUAGGAUUUUUGUAUGUGUGUUUAAUGUUUCACCACUUUUGAAUCUAUCUUGUUUA
Lathyrus oleraceus (garden pea) is the source of this 926-nucleotide messenger RNA. RefSeq names its product agamous-like MADS-box protein AGL80. The record is from RefSeq and is a predicted model, not a curated record. Bases 96 to 809 code for a protein of 237 amino acids. Gene Ontology annotation, molecular function: RNA polymerase II cis-regulatory region sequence-specific DNA binding; DNA-binding transcription factor activity, RNA polymerase II-specific; protein dimerization activity. Gene Ontology annotation, biological process: positive regulation of transcription by RNA polymerase II. The transcript has a single exon. Lineage: Eukaryota; Viridiplantae; Streptophyta; Magnoliopsida; Fabales; Fabaceae.